Plutella xylostella (diamondback moth) is the source of this 4688-nucleotide messenger RNA. Lineage: Eukaryota; Metazoa; Arthropoda; Insecta; Lepidoptera; Plutellidae. The record is from RefSeq and is a predicted model, not a curated record.
CAAUUUAGCACGUCAAAUAGACGAAGAUUAUGUGCCUCAACAAUAUUAUAAUUUCAUGAAAAAACGUUUAACUAUUUCUUUGGACUGUUUUAAAUGUUGUAAUAGAAUAGAUAAACCAGUAAUCUUUCGCCCAAAAUUAAUUUCGCCGUUUAGAUGUAUUGUGCUUUUGAUGUUUCUACAUACUAAGUGAAGGCUUCGGAGUACCGUAUUUCCAAAUAGAUUCCAUUUGGAAAGCUUGAAUUUUCAAUAUUACGCGCCGUGUGUGUUUGCAGUUGCGACUAGCAUCGAACAUUCAUAAAUAUUUAUGCGAAACUGAACAGUGAAGUGACCUUUGCCUCUGGUGUUACCCAAUCUAUACCCACUACCGGUGCUCGGUGUUUUUUUCGUGUUUCCGUUCCGUGCUGCAGUGAUAAAUUAUCGGACUUACUUCCUGCUGCCUGUUUACGCUAACCGACAACAAAACCUCCUACAUUCCUAACCCUGUCAUAAUCCCAUUCCCUAGUUUCCCGCCCAAAAAGAAAAAACACCACAGACAAAAAAACCUAAAGUUUUCUUUGGCAAAGACACCGCGCUCAAACAGCCAAGACAGCAAUGGCUGGUUUGAAGUGCGUUUAAAAGCCGUGGUAGAGUAGUGACAAUGAGUUCCUCUCCAGCCCUGGAGUCCCUCCCCGGUCCCGCCACCACCCCCUCGUCGCCGGCGCUGCGGCCCCCGGAGUAUCCGCCGUUUCACACGUCCACGCCGAACUACGUUGGGAAGAAGCAGUUCCAGUCACAGAUUAACGUGAAUCUGCCGGUGACAGCGCCCGCCACGCCCCCUAUUUACGGAGAGCCGACGCUAACGCCGCCGCCGCGGUCACCGGGUGCUCCGCCGUCCGCCGACGCGCGCUCGCCCGCCCCUGACGGCACCUCGUCUGAUAAGUCUUCGGAGACAGCGGUGGGUGGUGUCUCGCGCGCGACCAGCACGGCGCUCUCUCGCAAGGAGAGCUACAAGGCGCAGAGGCAGCACUACAGAAGAGAAAAGAAGCGUGUAGCCACAGCGCUUCUACACUCGAUAGAAGACCCCUCUGUUGUGGUGCUAGCUGAUUGGUUGAAGGUUCGAGGAUCUCUGAAAUCAUGGACAAAGCUGUGGUGCGUGUUGAAGCCCGGACUUCUGUUGCUCUAUAAAAGCCCCAAAGCUAAGAGCAGCCACUGGGUGGGAACAGUUCUCCUGACGUCCUGCCAAGUGAUUGAACGACCGAGUAAGAAGGACGGAUUCUGUUUCAAACUAUACCAUCCACUAGAGCAGAGCAUCUGGGCUCCUAGAGGGCCGCAUAAUGAGACUAUAGGAGCGGUGGUCCAGCCUCUACCGACAGCUCACCUCAUAUUCCGGGCUCCCUCACAAGCCGCCGGACACUGCUGGCUGGACGGACUAGAGUUGGCGUUGCAAUGCACCAACGCUAUGCUCAGAUGCAGCCGAAGCCGCGUGGAGGCGGCCGCGGACGCCGCGCCCGAGCCCACCAUCUCUCACGAGGAGUUGGAGAAACACUUCAAUGAGCACGAAUCCUAUGCACUGUGUUUGUAUGCUACAACUAAAACAGUCUUAAAGCUAUCUGAGACGUUUUCUUGUAGCUCACCUACACCGCUAAUGUUUGUAAGUGACUAUUCGCCAAAACGCCACGGUUCGACCGAUAGAAAGUCGUCCAAAAACCCGGACAGGAAGAUAUCCAAAUGGGCACAAUUCAUGGAAAGCAUUGAGCGUAUGAGCCGUGAAACAGAACAGUCCACAGAUUCCCAAACUCCGGACAAAGACGAAAAAGGUUUCCUAGACUUUAACUUCUUGAAGAAAAUCGACGUUUUCGAACGCAACGCCCCGUCUACAUCCUCCGCGAGGAUUGUAGCGGUUUCCGAACCGAAGAAUUUAAAACCUACAAGCAAAAGCGUUGCCUCUAGUCCGGCGCGGCCGAAAACCGAAGCGCUAGUCAAAAAAGCUCCGAUAUUACGCUGCUUUGAACUGCCAAAACUUCUAGACAAGCCGAGGAUUAAAGACAAGAUGUCGCCAGCCAGUAUUAUUGAGGAAAACUUCGAGAAGAUUCUAUCGUCUUUCCCCAAACGUCGCAGCUCCACUCCUUGUUCGCAAAAGAUUCCAUUGCAACAGAAGCGAAUCAGCCAGUUAAGAGAAUCCGGGGCUAAAACUGACUCGGAAAAUGAUGAUGUGUUUCUCAAAAGCCACGUGACGAAAGGCAAAAGAAUGGGGUCAGAGUUGAUAUGCAAAACGCCGGAGAAUAUAGUGAUAACUAAGACAGCGCCAUCUAUUGAGCGCUUCCGGCGGUACAGCUCGUCUUCGACCGACGAUGUUGAGGACGUCGAAAGGGCUGGAUCGGCCAACACUCCGGACAAGUUUUCCCUCAUUGACUACUACAAGCUGCCGUCUACCUGUCUCCAGUCGGCGCGAGAGGAGAAAAGAGACGAAAGAUUCUCGUCGCAAAACGUCUAUGUGUCCGGGAAAAUUGUCUCGAACGAGCUGGCGGGCGCGGCGUCGGACAGCGACAGCGCGGACGGCAACAUGGCGCCGCGGCCCCUCACCAGGGAAGAUGUGCUGGCGACUUACGAGGAGAAGUAUGAAGAGGACCAGGACACGGAGAUUGGACUGGCCGGUGAACUGGUAGAGGAAGUGGCUGAGGAGAACAAGUCAUUGCUGUGGUUCCUCCUGAAACAAGUGAGGCCCGGGAUGGACCUUAGUAAGGUGGUGUUACCUACAUUUAUACUGGAGCCGCGUUCGUUCCUGGACAAACUGGCGGAUUCGUACUACCACGCGGAUAUACUGUCAGAAACCUCAAACCUCGAGGACCCGUACCUCCGCUUCAAGGGCGUCCUGCGCUGGUACCUGUCGGGGCUGUACCGCAAGCCCAAGGGGCUGAAGAAGCCCUACAACCCGGUGCUGGGCGAGCUGUUCCGCUGCAGCUGGAAGCACCGCUCGGGGGCGGUCACUUACUACGUAGCCGAACAGGUCUCACAUCACCCGCCUGUGUCGGCUUUCUACGUGUCCAAUAGAAAGGAUGGAUUCGUUAUAGAAGGAAGCUUACUUGCCAGAUCUAAGUUUUACGGCAACUCAACAUCCGCCAUUUUGGAGGGUUGCGCCCGAGUCCACCUAUUGCGAUGGGGCGAGACAUACGUGACGACGGCGCCCUACGCGCACUGCAAGGGCAUCGUGGUGGGCACGCUCAGCAUGGAGCUGGGCGGGAAGGUCCACAUUCUUUGUCCAGACACGGGAUACCAAGCUGACGUUGAUUUCAAAUUACGGUCAUUCCUAGGCGGCUCCGAGCAGACUAACUCCAUAUCUGGCCGCAUAAAGCGAGGCAAGGACACCGUGGCCACCAUAGAGGGCUACUGGGACGCACGCAUCGACAUCAAGGAGAAACAGAGCGGGGAAGAAUCAACGCUCCUAGAUGUGGGCAUCCUAAAGCAACACCGUCUGAACCGGUACCUGGUGAAGGAAGCUCAACAGACUCCCACAGAGUCCCAGCGCCUGUGGGCCCGAGUGUCCGCCGCCAUACGGAAUGAGGACCAGAUCGCAGCCACAGAAGAAAAGACAAUAAUAGAGGAGGGACAACGCACGCGCGCGCGCAGCCAGCUGUCGCCCUGGGUGCCGCGGAUAUUCUACAAGGACCAGAACGUCAUCGCACCCAACGGUAUUGCAGAGCAAGGCUGGAGAUAUCAUCACAAGAAUGUUAGUCCGUGGCAAGCGGAGGAGAUCAUAGAGUACGAGGACGACUUCGUGAUCAAAUCGCUGACGAAGGGCGGCGGAGGCAGCCUCGACCGCAUCAGGAGCAGUCUUGAACAGAAGCAAGCGCUGCACGCUGAGAGGUCUGACUCCGACAGUCGCGAGGACACGGCGCGCCGGUCGAAGUCCACGCGUACCAUAAAGCAGUCGCUUCUAGCCAUAGACACGGCGCUGCGGGAGCAGGCGGCCGCCAUCGAAAAACUGUCCAAAAACGUGGAAACACUGAACGAAAACCAAAGAACAGUGUCUAUGACACGGCACUCAAUGUCGGGUGACACUUCCGCCUACCCGUGGCAAAUACUGGGCGGGUUUAUAGUCGCGAUUAUACUCCAAGCGAUCGUGAACUGGCUGUUUCCAUCCAAAUAGUUUUGUGCCUUGCCAAGCUGCAUUGUUCUGAGCUUCUGACGUCUGACGCGCGGGCGGGCCGAUUCUGACAGCUGUCGGCAUGACAGCUGCUGUCAAACGCAAAGUGAUGGCGCGUAGUGUUGAAUUUUGACGUUUCAGAAUGUUGCCAAUAAAGACAUAGAUAGCGUUAUUUAUUAGGUUCGGCUUGUGAAUGUAGAGUAAGGAUGGGUUAUUUUAAACUGGCAACACUUUCCGUAGAGUUUUCGCAGGUUAGAGAGAUUUUCUGACAGCUCAUUUAAGAAUUAAACAUAGAUGGCGCCAGUACUGGCUAUUAUUUUGUUUUUUAAAUAAACUGUCAAAAAAUCUCAUUUAAUCAAACUUUGUUCCUUUUUGUUGCCAGGCGUGAUAGGUUACAUUCACUCUACUUUCAUUUGUCACGCUAUGAUUUCCCGUUUUGAUGUUAGGUUUAAACUAAAUAAGCGAAUAAGCCAUAAUGUGAAUGCAAUUUUUGUGUAUUUCGUUUAGUUUUUUAUCUUCUAAAGGUAAGCGUCAACCUAUCGGUAUCGUACGAAUAGGACCAAAC